AAAAGUGUCAAUCUUUUCCUGGCAUUCUAAUUUAAAAUUCUUAAAAUUUUCGAUAACAAAUGCUAAAAUUAUUUUUCCAACUAUUUUCCAACAAGCAGAGCCUCCAAAGCCUGGAAAAGACCCUACUGAUUCCUACACUAAACCACCUAACAAUGUCCCGAUCCAAAGCUACGGUCAAUCGUCCCACGGAUCUAAGUACUCCCUCGGUCGAGGAGCCGAAUGCUAGGAUUGUGUAUCCCGAAGCACGAAAGGAUGGUAAAUUCGAGGAAAUGCUGCAUGAGUACAGGAUUAGAGAUGUCUAUCGAUGGCUUGAGGACCCAGAUUCGGUGGAGACGCAGAGAUUUGUGAACGCUCAGAACAAUAUUAGCCAACCGUUUCUCGAAAGAUGUGAGGAGUGGGAGAGUAUCAAUGCCAAGCUGACGAAGAUGUGGAAUUUCCCAAAGUACGGAUGCCCCAUGCGCCAUGGUGAUUUCUAUUACUAUUUCAAGAACACAGGCCUGCAGAACCAGAGUGUUUUGAUGCAGCAGGAGAAUUUAGGGAGCCCAGAGGUGGUAUUCCUCGACGCCAAUAGUUUGUCCGCCGACGGAACCAUCGCUCUGAGCCAUAAAACGUUCUCCGAAGAUGGGGCCUACAUGGCCUAUGGCUUGAGUGAAAGUGGUUCGGACUGGAAUAAAAUUCGUAUCCUAAGGGCCAAGGACCGCACCGACUUUCCCGAGACUCUGGAGAAGGUGAAGUUUUCCAAUGUCUCCUGGACGAAGGACAACAAGGGCUUCUUCUACGGUCGGUACUCGGAUCAGGAGGGCAAAACUGAUGGUUCGGAGACAAGGCAGAAUGAAAACCAAAAACUAUACUACCAUCGAGUGGGAGAAAGCCAAGAUAAAGAUACUUUGAUUGCUGAAUUUCCCGAACACCCCUCAUGGAUGUUCCGAACCGAUGUUACCGACUGUGGGAAAUAUCUUAUCCUAUCCAUCAGUCACACUGUUCGAGAUAACAUGCUGUACUAUGCAGAUCUGAAACCAGAUGAACCAAUCACUUCCAAACUAGAGUUUAAGCCCAUUGUGGAUAAGUUUGAGGCUGACUACGAUUACAUAACCAACGAGGGAUCCAAAAUGUACUUCCACACAAACAAAGACGCGCCCAAAUACCGCGUAGCUGUGAUUGACUUCAGGAAUCCUGCCGAGGAAAACUGGACGACCCUAAUACCCGAACACGAGAAAGAUGUCCUGGAGUGGGCCAAGUGCGUGAAUGAGGACAAACUGCUGGUUUGCUACAACCGCGAUGUGAAGCAUAUUCUCCAGGCCCGAGAGCUACAUACAGGAAAUCUCAUCCGGCAGUUUGGCCUGGACAUUGGUUCCAUAAAUGGGAUCUCAGGAAAAAGGAAGUACUCGGAGAUCUUUUAUGGUUUCUCAUCGUUCCUAACGCCUGGCAUAAUUUACCACUACGACUUUUCCAGGCCCGUUGAGAAGCCAAAGGUUCUGCGAGAAAUCAACCUGAAUUUGGAGGGUUUCAGCCGCGACGAUUACAGUGUUGAGCAGGUGUUCUAUAAAAGCGCCGAUGACACCAAUAUUCCCAUGUUCAUAAUACAAAGAAAGAGGGAUAAUGUGGAGCCCCGACCUUGUUUGCUCUACGGAUACGGCGGAUUCAACUACAGUCUGAUGCCAUCUUUUGGCAUAACUGGUCUCAUGUUUAUGGACACAUUUGACGGGGUCUUGGCCUUUCCGAAUAUAAGAGGAGGCGGGGAAUAUGGCAUAGAGUGGCACAACGGAGGAAGGUUGCUGAACAAACAGAAUGGGUUUAAUGACUUUCAGGCGGCCGCGGAGUAUUUGACCCGGAAUAACUACACCACCAAGGAUCGAUUGGCCAUACAGGGCGCCUCGAAUGGCGGGCUUUUGGUGGGUGCCUGCAUCAAUCAGCGACCGGAACUCUUUGGGGCAGCCGUCGCCCAAGUGGGGGUGAUGGAUAUGUUGCGGUUCCACAAGUUUACCAUCGGCCAUGCCUGGUGCUCGGACUACGGAAACCCCGACGAGCGGGAGCACUUUGCCAACCUCUUUAAAUACUCGCCCCUGCACAAUGUUCACAUUCCCCUGAACCCCAACCAGGAGUACCCCUCGACUUUGAUCCUGACGGCCGAUCACGACGACCGCGUGAGUCCUUUGCACUCCCUUAAGUUUGCUGCCGCUCUGCAGGAGGCCGUGCGGUACUCGGAGUACCAACUCAAUCCCAUUCUUCUGAGGGUCUACACGAAGGCAGGUCAUGGAGCGGGAAAGCCCACCAAGAUGCGCAUCAGCGAGGCCACGGACAUCAUCACGUUUUACAAGAAGACUCUCAAAGUUGACACGGUCAAUCUCUGAAAAAAUGCAUAGCCCUUCAAGCAACUAGCAGUUCGGACUAAACUUUUUAAAACAAAUAAAUUUUUCUUUAUAAAUUAAUAAAUAAAAUUCUUAAAAAACU
Drosophila biarmipes is the source of this 2451-nucleotide messenger RNA. Its product is annotated as prolyl endopeptidase. The coding region runs from base 60 to 2351 and encodes 763 amino acids. Gene Ontology annotation, cellular component: cytosol. Gene Ontology annotation, biological process: proteolysis. The record is from RefSeq and is a predicted model, not a curated record. Gene Ontology annotation, molecular function: oligopeptidase activity; serine-type endopeptidase activity. The transcript has a single exon. NCBI's taxonomy places the organism in Eukaryota, Metazoa, Arthropoda, Insecta, Diptera, Drosophilidae.